AUGAACGAAAGGAAACCAAAAAACAUAGUUGAUGCGUUUAUUGAAAAUGAUUUGAUUGACUUUAGAUGUGUUGAAGAGGAGGUGAUUAAGAAUGAUGAAGUGAAGGAUGAUGCUAAAAAAGUAGUUAGUAUCAGACAUUGUGACCAGGAUAAAGUUGAAGUCGAAAAUGAUAAUAAUGGGAAUAAAGCUCCUGAUGAUGUGGUUCUAGAAUUGGAAAAGAUAGUAAAAGACUUGCUGAAAGAGUUAAUAGAUGAUAACUUUGAUGAAUUCGAUUGUGGUGUAGAUUUAUCCAAAUGGUAUUGGCAUACAAACUUUAGAGAUCUUGAUGAUAGAAUUGUUGGAUAG
Dentiscutata erythropus is the source of this 345-nucleotide messenger RNA. NCBI's taxonomy places the organism in Eukaryota, Fungi, Glomeromycota, Glomeromycetes, Diversisporales, Gigasporaceae. The record is from the annotation of a GenBank genome assembly.